Messenger RNA from Telopea speciosissima, 1394 nucleotides. RefSeq names its product protein transport protein SEC13 homolog A-like. Gene Ontology annotation, molecular function: protein binding; structural molecule activity. The record is from RefSeq and is a predicted model, not a curated record. Bases 213 to 1121 code for a protein of 302 amino acids. Gene Ontology annotation, cellular component: nuclear pore outer ring; COPII vesicle coat. Lineage: Eukaryota; Viridiplantae; Streptophyta; Magnoliopsida; Proteales; Proteaceae. Gene Ontology annotation, biological process: COPII-coated vesicle budding; protein import into nucleus. The transcript is spliced from 2 exons.
GCUUUGGGGACUUUGGUUCACCAGAGGUCCAGAGUUCCAGAAACAGAAACUUUGCGAAUUGUCGAAGAAGACUUGCAGAGAAGUUCCAGGCUUUCUAGAUUUUUGCUUACCUGAGAGACUUCUUGGAUUGUAGUAUCGAUCUCUCACCCUCGUAAGAGAAAUAAGUAAACCAGAAGGCAGAUUAUAAACGUAUUGAUUAGUUGGAGGAAGGGAUGCCGUCCCAGAAGAUUGAAACAGGUCAUCAAGAUACUGUUCAUGAUGUUGUAAUGGAUUACUAUGGAAAACGUAUUGCCACUGCGUCAUCCGACUGCACUAUCAAGAUAAUUGUGGUUAGCAGCUCCCCUGCUUCACAGCAUCUUGCCACUCUCACUGGUCAUCAAGGCCCCGUCUGGCAGGUUGCCUGGGCCCAUCCCAAGUUUGGUUCCAUCGUUGCUUCUUGUUCUUAUGAUGGAAGAGUGAUAAUUUGGAAGGAGGGUAACCAGAAUGAGUGGACUCAAGCCCAUGUUUUUGAUGAUCACAAGGUAUCUGUCAACUCUAUUGCAUGGGCUCCUCAUGAACUAGGCCUCUGCUUGGCUUGUGGAUCGUCUGAUGGGAACAUUUCAGUGUUUACAGCCAGGUCUGAUGGUGUUUGGGACACCACGAGGAUUGACCAAGCUCAUCCCGUGGGAGUCACUUCAGUUUCUUGGGCCCCUCCAAUGGCUCCUGGUGCACUCGUUGGAUAUGGACAGUUUAACCCUGUUCAGAAGCUCGUCUCUGGUGGCUGUGAUAAUACUGUGAAGGUGUGGAAGCUGUACAAUGGGAAUUGGAAGAUGGAUUGCUUCCCUGCCCUUCACAUGCACACUGAUUGGGUGAGGGACGUGGCUUGGGCACCUAACUUGGGCCUUCCUAAGUCUACUAUUGCCAGUGCUUCGCAGGAUGGGACUGUAAUUAUAUGGACUGUGGCCAAGGAAGGGGAUCAAUGGGAGGGAAAGGUUUUGAAUGAUUUUAAGACCCCAGUCUGGAGGGUCUCAUGGUCGCUGACUGGAAACAUUUUGGCUGUGGCUGAUGGGAACAACAAUGUAACAUUAUGGAAAGAAGCGGUGGAUGGUGAGUGGCAACAAGUAACAACGGUGGAGCCUUAAAGUCCAGGUUCUUCAUUUCUUCUGCUGCUACUACCAUAUCAUGUCGUAUUUGUUUUUAAUUUUUUCCACCUGCUGUGUGUAUGGCCUUUCUUAUUUUCUCCCUUUCUUUGUUUUUUGUUUCUUCUUUUUUAAAUCAGGGAGUUAAAUAGUAUGUUCAAAUGUUGUUAGUUCAGAACUAUUAUUUUUGUGAAAGAAAUGAUGAUUGAAAAAUAGUUGUAACCCCUUUUCCUUUUCUAUUAUAUGAAUGGAAUUUCAUUCCAAUUUAGAUUCUUU